CUACUCUCGGCGGGACAUUCUGAGCCUCAGGCUGCGAGGCCUGCUGCUCAACUCACGAGUGUGGACCAGCUCUUCCUCUCUCUCCCUCACUCUCUCCUCUCUCGAAGCCUUCGACCUCUGGAGCACCUCAGGAGCUGCAAAGGGCACACUUGACGCCUCUGCUUCGUUUGCCGGACCAGGCUCUCAGGGCAUGCGAGCGGGCGUAGGCAUGGGAGGAGGCGUAAGCAGUGAAAGGAGACGAAUUUCUCCAUCCUCCUCUCAGGAGGAUGAGGCCGUCAGGAUUCUCUUUCCACAGCUCCCGCACUCCUCACUGCACGACUUCCUCCCUCCAUCCCACCCGUCGCACCCCUCCUUCCACUCCGCAGCCUCCUCCUUCGCCUCGCCCUCCACCGUCUCCUCGCCCUCCCCAGCAGGCCACGGCCAUCUGCUGCUGCGCUCUGCCAGUUCUGCCUGGGGCCUGGGCCGCCCAGCCCUAGGGGCGGGCCUGGGAGGACCUGUGGGGGGCGGGGGGAAGGGGCAGAUGCUACCACGUACUGAUUCUCGCGUGGGGUUGGGGGUGGGGGUGGGGACGGAUGGGAGGCUGGGCAUGCUGCUGGGAGCAGGUGCUGGGAUUGGGUACCCGGGGUCACAUGCCUAUCCCCAUGCCAAUGCGCCUCUGGCAGGGCAUGGCUAUAGUUCUGCACACAUGGGCAUGGGCAUGGGCAUGAGCAUGGGGGUGGGCAGUGGAGGUUGGGCGAACAUGCGACGUAACCAGUCAGCUCUGGGUAUUGGUGCGUUUGCUGCAGCAGAGCAUGCGGUUGCUAUGGGUGGUGGGGGCGAGAGAGGCAUGGGAGGAGGCGGUGAGAUGGGAGGGAGGGGCUAUGGGGGUGAGAGUGAGAUGCAUGGGUGGAGGCCUGUGGAGCAGAUGCAAGCUGUGGUGGCAAGACCGAUGCUGCGGGUGGAAAUCGAAGUGCACUCGCCACAUUCUCAUGGGCAUGGGCAUGAGCACGGGGAUGGUGGAGUGGGAGGGGAUGAGGCAGAAGGCAGUGCGGCCAAUGAAAUGGAGACAACAAUCUCGGUGGCAGUGGAGCCAGUGCAGGUGGUGGUGGGUGUGGAGGUGCUGAAGCGGGUGGCCAUGUUCUUCAGCCAUCCCACGACCGUGCCCACCCACCAAGAACAGGUGAUUGCGUCCAUCAACUCGCUGGACUCAACGACUGCUCGAGCCACAGCCAAGUCUGGCCUAGUGCUAGCCACGCGCAAGGUGCUGCAUCUGCAUGUGGACGUGGCAAGCGUCACGAUCGUUGUUCCGCACGCUGACACAUACCUCUCUGCCCGCCCCUGCCCCCUGCUGGGGCUACAGCUGGCGUCACUGCACAUCUCGUCCAUCCCUGAACCCCCUGAGCGGUCUCUCCUUGCACAAGCCCUCGCCUCCUCAGGCAACCUGCGAUCAGCACUCUCCGUCCUGGGGGAGAAGGGCCUGAUGGGCGGGAGUGACUCCCUCUCGCACUCCCUUUGCUGCCCCCUGCCUGCCCCUUCCUCGCAGGUAUUUCUGGUUCCACCGCCCCCUCGCACAGCACUACCCACACCACCGGCCCCACCAGUCUCCCACCCGUUCUGGCCAGGCUUGCCCCCAGGUGCACUGGGGGCACCAGGGAACAUGUGGAUGGGCGGUGGUGGUGGCAGCAGCAUGGCAGGAUCGGGCAGUGCAGGGGAGGGUGGCAGCGAGAGUGGCAGAGAGCUACCGCUAGUGGAGGAGUUUUCCGUCCACCUGCACCUGCUGCUCUGCGCUCUCUCAGGCGACCCUGCCACCACCAAAGCUGUUGUGAGUGCUGCCCUCCUUCCCACUUUACUCCACUUCACCAGCUUUCCACCUCACUCUCAUUCCCCUGCAGCACAGCCCUUUACCUUCCGCGUCCUCAGCAACAACCCUCUGCUUGCCUCAGGGCCCAUAGCUGUCCCACAUCGCGUGGGGCAGCUGCAAGGAGGAACGGGGGGUCAAGGUGCAAGGAGGGGGAUUGCAGGUGAGGCAGGAAGCGGGGGCGGUGUAAGGAGUGGCAGCGGGGGGAUGACUUCUACUCCCUCUUGGUCCGAAAUGCUUCACACCAUUCUGCAGCGUGACGCUGCCAAGGUGCCACAUCAGCUUCUGGCAUCGCCCGAUCUAGAAAACACCGGGCUUUCUUUGCUGCUACAGCAGCAGCAGCAGCAGGAGCAGGGGGACGCUGGAGGGGACGAAAGUGGGACUGUGAAUGAGGGUGGUGGCAGCAGCGGCGAUGGGAAAGCUGGAGGAGGAAUAGGGGGUUUGAGUCGGGUGCAGUCACGGAGGGUGGCAGUGGCGAGUGGCAUGGAUGUAUUAACAGGCACGCCCAUUUCCGAUGCAGGAGUGUCAGUGGGCAAAAUUACAGUGCGACUGGACUUGAGUAGCUCUUUGACAGAGUUGCAUGGUUCCAGCAGCAGCAAGCGCAGCAGGGCUGGGCAAAGCAGGGGGUCUGCAGGUGGGGGGGAAUCAGGAGGCCACGUGAUCACUCUUGAGGCUACUGGCUUGGACGUCCGCCUGGUUCAGAGGCUACUCGAGGAGCGCGUCUAUGCCACUCUGCACCGCAUCCAACUCACCGAUUCCUCGCGACCGCUCUCCUGCCCCACCCACCACAUCAUCCAAACGCACCUCCCCCCCUCGGCCAACCCAACCCUGGGUUUCCCUACCCUUGCUACAUCACACCCUCCCACACCCGCCUCCAUGCCCCAUUCCAUCCUCUCCUCCCCUUCUCUCUCCUUCCUGCCGGCCCCAUCACCACGACUCUGGCUCUCCCCACAAAUGCUCUCAGGUUUCUACACCCAAACAGACCCCUCGGCUCCCCACAUGCUCGUCUCCCGUGUCCUUUCCGCCCCCUCUCUCCCCGCGUGCCUCUCCUUCUCUUCGCUGCCCAUGCCCGCCAUACCAACUGCUGGCCAGGCAGGGCCUCCCAUGGGAGCAGCACUGGGUGGUGGAGCACUGGGUGGUGGCCAAUCCUCAGCAGAAAAUCCUGCCAGCACUGCUCACUGGCUGGGAGGAGAGAAUGUAGGCUUGGCAGGCGUAUCUGUCCCAGCCACUUCGGGAGCAGUGGCAGUAGACGGGGCAAGGGCAGGGGAGUGUGUGUUGCGUGUGGAGUUGUGCCUGAAAUCAAGGGCGCUGACUACACCCUCUCGUGACUCUACGUCCCUCUCCUUCCACCUCUCCUCCCUCCACCUCACCGCCUUCCAACCCACCCUCCUCGCCCUGCUAGCCUUCUCCUCCUCCCUCUCCACCCCCACUCCCCCCUCUCCCUUCUCCGCCCUGCCAGGCAGUGGAGGAAGCAAGAGGCACCACUCCCAGGGCAGAGAGGGGGGGAGUGGGCUCAUGGGAACACACCCCUCUGCAGACCUCUCGCUCUUUGAGAGCCCCUCUAGCUCCUUCUCCUCCGCUGCCUCCUCGCCCUUCAAUUCUCCCCCGCCCACUACGGACGCUCUGCCACCGCCAGCAGUGCUGGCUGCUGGUCCGCUGGGCAUGAGUCCGCAGAGGUCCAGGGGGCGGGUUGGAGUGGGACGGCAGGGGAUGGAGAGACAGAGUGCACGGGUUGUGUUUGAGAAGGUGUCUGGAGAUGAUGUCACUGACGGUGCUGCUGGUUCUGGGGGUGUUGCCUCAAACGAUGGUGGCACUGCCACUCAAACAAGUUCCUCUCUGCGUCCUGCUCCCACCCGCGGCCCAUCCACUCACAUCGUUCUGCCUGCUCCUGACAACUCAGGUGCAGGCGGCACAGAACUGAUUUUGGACGGCAGAGUAACUGGACUGGUGGUGCGUCUGAUGGAGGAGAGGGACGAGGCAGCACUAGAAGGACUGAAAGGAGGAGCAGAGGAGAUUCAUGGGAUGGCAGGAAGGAAGGAUGGGGAGGGGAAGGGGCAUGUGGUGGAGGUGGCAACUGCUUCGCUGAGUGAGGCAUUGGUGCAGGCAGAUGUGAAGCGUGUGAUGGGCCAAUCCAUGCCUGCCACGUGGGCAUCCUGUGGGCGCAUCAGUGGGUUUGAGGUAUGGGGCCCUGUGGGUAACGGGGGGUGCUAUGUCCCUCAUCUCCCUGCAGAUCCUGCGUCUACUACCCCACCAAGCACUUCACAACAGCAGCAGCAGCAGCAGCAGCAGCAGCAGCAGCAGCGGCAGGUGAUAGUGGGCAGUGUGUGGACGCCAGGAGCACAGCCCGGCACUGUAACCUUUGCAGCCCAUGGCGCUCACACAGGGCUAUCUGGGGAGGGCGUGCCUGGGGCAGGCGCCACUCUGCAUGUGGAUGUGGCCGUCUCCCGGCUGCUGCUCGUGGUCUCACAGCCAUUCACACACGGGCUUGUGGGGCAUGUCACACGCUACCUCCCUGCCCCCUCCUUGCCUGCUCCCUCAAUCCACACUGUUGCUAGGAAAAGCGGGGAGGCUGCAUCGGCAUCGCCACUUGCACAGCAUGGUCGGGAGAGGGGGCAGCAGGAGCAGCAGUCACAGCACGCAAGUUUCGCUUCUGCCACUAGCCCCUCACCCUCUCCCCACAUCACACUCCCUGCACGCACCCCUCUCUUUAUGUCCGUCUCUUCUGAUUCCCCGUCUCCAUCCAGCCACCACACAGGAAAGGCCAGAGCAGCCCGAACUACCAUUGCUUCCCCUGCCACCACCCGUCUCUCCCCAUCACCUUUAAGAGGGGGGAUUGCUGUUCGGGGGGGUGGGGUUGUGAAGCAGCUGAGAGGUGGAGGGUCAGCAGGAUGGGCUGGUGGGGAGGGGCGGACCAUCGGGAGCAGCCAAACCAGCCCGCUGGGGGUGAAAGGCAAGGGGAAGAGGGAGAGGGGGGAGGGGGGGAGUGUGGGGGGGCUGGGGAGUGUUGGGGGGGCGGGGAGUGGGUCGGGAGAGGGCGACAGCUGGUCAGGGGCUCAGUUUUUUAGCCCUGUGGGGGAUAGCCCACUGAGAUGGGAAAUGGUGGAAGAGGGGGGUGAGGCGGAGGGCGGAGGGGAGGAGUGGGGGCAAGGGCAAGGGAGAAUGAGAGUGGAGGGGGCUGUGAGGGUAGAGGGGUGUGAGAUUGCUGUCAUUCCCUUAGGCCAGACUCAGAGCUUGCUGCAGCCAUCAGCAGCCAAUCAGCUGCAGCCACGUGGAUCGAAUGGGAUCGUACCAGCAACGACAUCAGGAGAGUGGCGAGACCAUCCGUGCCUUAUCAUUGAGCUGCCUCUCAUCACUGCCAACCUCCCACGCCACGUGGCAUGCUGGGAUUGGUCCUCGUCUGGCACAAUCACAUGGCUGGAUGGGAGAGCGGAGCAGGAAACUAGUGGUAUAAGUGGGGGAAGAGGCAGCGGGGAGGGUGAGAAAGGAAGAGAGAGCACGGUGGGUCAAGACAGGGGUAACGAGGAUGAGCAGUGGGAGGCGGUGGAGGUGAGGGUGGAGGGAUUCAAAGUGAGCAUGGCCACAGGCAAGCUGCUUCCGCUUCGUGAGGUGGUACCUGGUGGGGGCGCAUGUGGUGCAGGGUGGGAGAACGAGGAGGUGGGGUGGGUGGGGGAGAGAGUGCCUGUGGUGCAGCGAGUGGACGUGCUGCUACACGUGGCACUGCCACAGGCUGCUGGGGGCAGCAGCCAGCCCGGUUCUGCACUGCAGGGCGCGGCACAAGGAGUGGGCGUGGGAUCUGAGGCAGCAUCAGGGAUGGUGGAGUCAGGAGGGGAGGUAGCAGUGAUGGGCAGCCCGCAUGAGUGGAUGCGAGUUAUGGUUCAAGUGCCCACGGUCCAACUGCUCCUCAUGGAGAAUUCCCCUGUAAGGGAGGCGGACCUUCUCUCAGGCUCCAUCGCCGCCCUGCUCGCCCUCAUCCCGCCCCAGCCCCCCCCCCAGCAGCCCUCCCCUCCCAUUGCCCUGAGAUUCCACCUGCACCACCUGCACCUGCACAUCACACGAGGCACAACCUCCCUCCCAUCCUCCCCUUCCUCCUCCGCUCAUGGCGCAACCCCCUCGUUCCUUCUUCCCCCUGGCCCUCUCAUCGCCCUCCUCUCCAUCGAUCAUUUGCGCUGCGCUGCAGCGCUGCAACCAUCUGGCCAAUCCGUGAAGGCCACGUGGCAGAGUAUUGCCCUUUGGGGCUUACAGGCAGGGAUGGCAAGCGCUUUCCAACAGCGUGGUAGUGCUGCUGCAGCCUCAGCCAGUGGCCAGGCAAGGCCGCCACCUGCCUUUUCACAGGAAGGAAUGGCAGCAGAUGCACAAGCAGCAGCGGAAGCAGCAAUUGGAGGACCAUCACCAGAAGGGGCGAGGGCAGGAGGAUUUUCUGCAGGAGAGAUUUCAGCGGCAUUGCUGGAGUUUCUGCAAGUGGCUGUGCCUCUCUUUGUGAUCGAGUGUGAGAGGGGCUGUUCUGUGACUCGUGACGCUGCUCAUACCCACCUGUCUCCGUACCUCGCCAUCUCCCUCUCCUCCACCUCAACCCCACCCUCACCCCAUUCCCUUCCCACCACCGCUGCUGCACCCCUCUCCCUCGCUUGUACUCCAUCCCCCUUACAGUCCCCACAUCCCCUUUCUCAACCACUGGCAAGCCUCUCGCUGCUAUCCCAAGAACCGCCUUCCACCCCAGUGAACAUAGCAGUCCCAGCAGCAGCACCACCAGCACAAACACGUGGUGACCCCCAUAACAACACCCAGGCUAUACAUGCAACUGUUCAGCUCCCUUCCCCCAUUCUCUGGGCCUUCCUCCCUGCCUGGUCUCGCCUCGCCGCCCUGCUUGCUGCUAAGGCACCUAAAGGAGGCGACACAGGAGGUGCGGAGGCAGCAGCGGGUGGGCGUGCAAAAGGCGCUAGUGAAGCAGGCGUGGGAGAGCGGCAGGUGAUUGGAAGGAGACGAGGGACGGACGUCAGGGGGGGAGCAGAGGGGCUGACGGGGAUGAUGGGCGUGAGGCUGGGUGAGGCCAGUGGCAGUGUGGGCCAUGGUGAUAUGGAGGGGUUGCUGUGCGCGUCUCUCGAGGAAGGGGCGAGUGGGGGAGCAGAAGGGGAAGCAAUUGGCGUUUUGGUUGGUGAAAUCGGCACAGGCAGUGAUGGUGGUAAUGCAGCAGCAGUAGCUGUGGCAGCAGAAGCAGCAGCGCGUGUGCAUUUGAAGGUGCAUGCAGGUGUGAAGGUGGAUGGAAUCACUCUUGUGCUUCCCAGUCAUAGCACCUCCCAGCGCACCACCCAGGGUGCCUCGCAGCACACCCCUCCCUCUGCUCCUCACACCGGCACCCAGCAGGCAGCACAGCAUCAGAGGGGCGCAGGCACCACAGCCCAUCACUUCAGCCCAGGUAUAUUGCCAGGGGAGUGUGGCAGCAACACGGAGUGGUGCAGUGCGGUGGUGGUGCGUGUGAGGACUGUGCACUCCCACGUGCAAGCCUCUGUACCUGCCAGUACUAGUCUCAGCAGAGCUGAGCUCUCUGCUGGCCUGCACUCUGUGGAACUUGCCUGUGUGCGCCGCCUUGGCUUGGGGCAUUCUGGGAUGGGCCAUGGGGACGGCAGUGGUGAUGGCAGUGCUGCUGGUGCUGCAGACCUGUUCACGCCUGACUCGCUUCAUCUCCCUCCGGCCUCCCUCAGUGCUGCUUCCUUGCCUCCAAGCUCCAACCCUUUCUCCUUCCGCCUUAGCUGCUUCCUGCCUCCUCCUACAGAUGCUCCUCCACCUGCCCCUGCCCCUGCAUCUGCCCCAACCGCAUCCAACUCACCAUCUGUUCGUCUGCCGCCUCCUCCUCCUGCCUCGAUGCGCGUGCUGCAGCUGGCAGGGCUGCAGGUGCGACUGGCAGCGGCUGCUGCUCCCUCGGGCAGUGGAACAGCGAUGAGUGCAGAUGGGCUUGAUGCUGGUGCUGGGAGAGUGGAGGAGGAGGGGGACGGCGGGUCGGGCAGAGUAAGAGAAGAGGGAGGUUCAGCAUUAGGGAGAUAUGCAGAGGAGAUACGUGAAAACAACAUCACGGUUUCUGGUGGUGGUGUUGGUGGUCGCAGCAGUGCACUUGGCAUGAUUUGCCUGAAGGAUCUAGUGGAACUGGAGAGAAGGGAGCAGGAGAACGUAGUGGCAGUGGUGGCGGAGAGUGAGGAGGACAGCGAGCCCCUCUUUCACCUCUCCCUCAGCACCACAGCAGGCCACGCCCUUGCAUGCCUGCCCAGUGGCCACCUGCACGCCUCUCUUGCUACCACUCUCGCUCUGCACUAUCUCAACCAGGACAAGGCUGCCUUAGAGCCUCUUUGUGAGCCGUGGCCCUUCCAGCUUUCAGCCUCUCUGCACUCCCUCUCCUCCCUCACCAACCCUCAAUCUGCCUCCGCCUCCACUCUCCCUCCACCCCUCCUCUCCACUUCCUCCUCCUCUCCCUCUGCCUCCUCCACCGCUCUCACCUCCUUGGCUCUCACCUCCUCCCAUCCUCUCAAUCUCAAUUUCACGCCAUCACUCCUCGAGGCGCGCCACGUGUCAUCACACUAUUGGGUGGAAAACUAUACCGGCGUGACGCUGCACCUCUGGUUCAGCGAGGACUUCUCAGACCCCAAGUAUUCAGCACCACCAUCAGCACCAACUUCUGCAUCAGCAUCAGCACCCACCGUUCCUCCCACCAACCCACCGCACAUCACAGUGCCUGUUGGCGCCUGCCUGCCUCUCUCCCUCUCCUCUCGCCUCUCUCGUCCUCGCACCCGCUCCUCCUCCCUCGGGGCAACUGCACCAUACUCCACCGCACACCACGCCUCUCAUUCCUCAAGAAUCCCCCAGGCACAGGCAGGCAGCCAUGGCAGGGGCAGCAGCAGAGGAAGGGCAACGAGCCUCACAGGCAGCACCGCAGCAGCAGGAAUGGCAGGCCGGCGAUUGUGGGUGCGAGUGGGAGUGGACGGCAGUGACUCAGUCUGCCGGCCACUGCUGCUGGAGGGCGGCACGCGGCUGGCCUUCCCUGUCUCAUACAUAGCAGGGGGGAGCAGAUGUGAAUGGGAAAGGGGAGCUGAGGGCAUGGCUUUGCAAGGGCUCAGAAUGGGGUGGGGAGAGGACGGGGCGACAGGGGUGGGGCUGCAAGGGGUGGCGGCAGUGGAAGGGGGGGCAGCGCGGGUGCACGGGACAGUGCUGCUAGAGGUGGUUCGAGAGGGGCGCAAGCACCGGAUUGUGCUUCGCUCCCUCGUUUCAAUCGUCAACGCCUCGCACACGCCCCUGAUACUCCAAGCUCAUCACAGCCACCGUCUUGACUUGCCUGUGGAAGACGUGGGGGUGUGUGGCGCGAAGAGCACCCUGCAUCUGCCUCUGCACCUCACCUCGUCCACCUCUCUCCGCUGGCGACCGGUGCAGGGGCCGUGGGCGUGGAGCGAGGAGACUCGGCUUGACGAUGCUCUGGUGGCCCCUGCUGCUGCCACUGUCACUUGCACUGGCAGCAGUGGCUUGGAUAGUACUGGCAGCAACAGCAGCAUGAGUGCUAUCACCAGCACCAGUAGCAGCAGUGGCACCGGUGGUGUGGCACCGUUGCUCACCCGCUCUGCUUCGUCCUCUUCCAUCUCUACUCCCGGAAUUGCUGCCUCUCUUGACCUGCUUCCACCCUCCCUCUUCUGCCUCUCUCUCACCGCCUCCCAAUCGCCUCUGCCUCUCAGCUUACCACCCGUGGCACCCUCGCAUUGCCCCAUCGCUUGGACACCUGUCACCAGUCCACCUCACAGGGCCACCGCUGCUGCCCACCGCUCCCACUCGCCUCCCCUCACCGCCACCAACCGUCCAAAUACCAGCAGCCCCCCUCUCACCCUCCGCCGUAUUUCGUCCUCUAGCGCCGAUGCCGUCGCCAUCGCUGCAGCUGCUGCAGCCCAAGCUGCUGCUCUCCUAACCAAUUCGCACCUCCCUGCUCCACCUGCCAGGUCAGCAGGCACUGCCAGCGUGGCAACAGCAGUCCAUGGCGCCACAUCACCCCAUGCCACGAGCCCCUCUUAUCCUCUCUCCAGGAGCGGCAGUGCUGUCAGCAUUGGCUGCCUUUCUCCUGUGCUCACCUCGUCAGCUGCACCUAUGGAUGGCCGAAGGGCAGGAGGCAGGAGAAACAACCAACACGUUCUGCUGCCAACCACCAUCCACAUUCCUCCUGGCUCAUCAGUGGAGGUAUUUGACUUCGCCGCACACCACACCCUGCAUGCCACGCUGCUCGUCCCUGGCUUUCAAGAGUCUCCACCUCUGCUGCUGCCCGUGCCGCCUGCUGCCAGCACCAACAGCGGGCGGCAAGGGGGGCAGAAGAAGAGGGGAUGGAGGGGAAAAGAUGGGGAGGAGGGACAGGACAGGCAGGGGGAAGAGUGGCAGCAUCACAAGGAGGAGGAGGUGCUGCUCACUCGCGUCACAGGUCCCUCCGUGCCCCUGCACCUGAUCCACCUGCACCGCCCUGCCUCUGCCUCCCGCUGCCUGCACCUGCUAGCCCCCUUCACCAUCGUCAACGCCACCGACCUCCCUCUCUGCCUCUCCGACGCUCACCUCCACACCUCUCCCUCCUCCCACCUCUUCCUCCCCCCGCACCCCGCCCUUCUCACAAGCGACAACCUGGCAGCUGCCACAUCAGCGUCUCAUCCGACUGCAUUGGUGGCGAGCGGUGUGCCGCUUGUGCCAGCUGGCAUCGCAGCAGGGGGGGGUGGAUUGGGAGGGUUGGCAGCGGUGCUUCCCGGGAUGAGCCAAGGAGUGAGCGAUGCUGCUGGUGGCUCUGAUACAAGGGCAGACUCACAUACCCCUGCAGCCGCAAGCGUAGGCACUGCAGAAAAGGGUACAGGAACGAGAAGCGAGGGCAGUGAAAGAGGAAGAGAGGAGAUAAGCCAGGGAGGAGCAGCGCUGCAACCCCCUAUGGCUCUCUUCACUCCUGCCCCUCCCGCACCUGCUCUUGAUGCUGACUCUGCUGCUUCUGGCGCCACUACAGGACUGCAUCCCACCCAACCAGCACUUGUGCUGCGAGUGGGGGGCACUGCUGCUGCUGCUUCUGCCACAGCUGCGGGCCUUGGUGGUGCUGGGGGCAUGCGCUCUCUCAAUGCCCCUCCGCCUUCCACUGUGCCUGACUGGAGCCACGUGUCGCUGCCUGGUUGGUCGGCAGCUGUCCCUGUGGAGCCAACAGGGGGGGUGGCAGAGGUGCUGAUUCCGCAGCAAGCAGGAAACAGCAGCGGCGGCGGCGGUGGUGGCAGCGGUGGUGUUGCUGCUGGUGGUGGUGCCUUUGCGCUGAGUCUCACCUGUUGUGAUACUCUUGGUGCCUCUGCUGGCCGUUCUAAGACCAUCACCCUUCGCCCUCGGUCUCUGCCCCAUGCCAUGCUACUUGACUACCCCCGUUGCUCGUACGUACUAGCCAACUGCCUGGCAGCGGACAUAAGGGUGAAGCAGCACGGCACGGACCGGCACAUUCUCAUCAAGGCUGGAGGCAACGCACCCAUUCACUUCACCAAACUGCAGCGUCGCCUCUACCUGUCACUGCGCCUGGCUGACAGCAGCUGUGAGUGGUCGGGUGCCUUCCGCCCCUCCCAGCUAGGCGACACCCAGCUCAAACUGCGCUGUUCUCCCUCCCCCUCCUCUUCUCCCUCCUCACCCCUCGGCCUCACCCGCAUCGUGAGGGUCGACGUGUCACUGGCCGAACCCCACCUGCCCCACGCUGCUGCUGUCACGCAUGCAGCAGCCGCUGCUCCCACUGACGCUGCUGCCAGCACUGCAAGGAACACCAGUGGAAGCAGUAGCAUCAGUGGAGGGGGCAAGAGCGGUGGGAACUCUGGGAACGCUGAGGCAGAAGGGGUUGGCACUGGUGGUGGCAGCAGCAGUAGUGGCAGCGGCAGGGGUGGCGAGGGCAGUGCCGCCAAGUGGAGUGGGGGCGGCACGUACCUGGUGGUGAUUGGGGAGGACGACUCUGGCUUCAUGCCCUUUCGCAUUGACAACUGCUCCCGCGAGGUGCUGCGGUUCUACCAGCGGGGGUGCGAGGGGCUGGGCCACACCGACUCCCUCAAACCCUUUGCUGCCACGCCCUACGCAUGGGACGAACCCUGCCGCCCACACCGACUCGUGCUUGAGGUACCAGGCGAGGGGGGCAGCAUGGGUCACUUCCCCUUGGAUCAAGUCAAGCACUUCCCGCUUGUCGUCCUUCCCGCUACCCCUCAGAGGGAGCAGCGGCGCCUGCGAGUAUCUGUGUCAGCACAAGGACCAAUCAGGGUGCUCUCUGUGUGUGACAUCGACCUCUUCCCUCCUCCCUCCUCCCUCCCCCCACUCCGUCUCAAGCACUUACCCAUGCCACGUCACGCUGAGCUGGCAUUCGGUCAGCAGCACCAGCCAUGGAAUCUCUCCUCCAAAUCCCCCACCGUCCCCCAGUCUUCCUCCUCCUCUCUUCUCGAACUUCUCCUGAGCGUGCGCAUCCCCCUUAUAGUCCUCUCCGUUAUAGACGCUCGCCCUCAGGAGCUACUGCUGCUAUCCCUACACCGCCUCUCCGUCUCCCUCUCCCGCUCAGCGCACCAACACUCCCUCUCCUGCCUCCUCUCCCACCUCCAACUCGACAACCAACUCCCCAACGCCCUCUUCCCUAUCCUCCUCGCCUCCUCCUCCCCUCCUCUCUCCCUCACUCGCUCCACACCACCACCCUUCUCGUCACCAUCAUCACCCUCCCCGUUCUCCAUGCUCCACCCAUCCCACACCUCACCAAGCCUCGCGCUGCUACAAGCUGCUCUCCAUACGCCCUCCCUGCUGCUCUCCUCUGUCCUCCACCACACGUCCCAACAGCAACAUCAAGCUCCUUCCCACAGUGCCCUGCUGCAAGCGCCUUUCCAAGCCAGCCUGCAAGGGGGCCAAGCAGCGGUGGCAGCAGACGUGGUGGCGUGGCGGCAGAGAGUGGGCUCCGUGCUCUGUGUGGAGAGCGUGAGGGUCGGCCUCGCCCCACUCUCUGGAGCUCGAGGAGCAUCUGCUGCUGCGCCUGCUCGACUUCUCCCGCACCUGCAUCGCCGCCCUCUCCGCCCUCGGCCCCCCCUCGCCCUCCUCCUCGCCUCAUUCCUCCUCUCUUGCAUCCAGCAGCAAGGGUUGGCAGCAGUGGGGGUGGUGGGCGGGCAGGGCAUGGACACAUCCCCGCACAUAAAAGGCACCGCCAACAUGUACAUAGAGACCAUGGCCGUCCGCCCCAUCCACAUCACCAUCAGCUUCGCCAGUGCACCAUGGGCGGCGGAUCAGAGCAGGGGGGCGGCAACACAGGGGGUGUUGGGGGCGCUGGGAGCGGUGGUGCAGAGGAGUGUGCUGUCGCUGGCGGACGUGCAGGGGGCGCCGCUGGGGCUGUCUGCGUGGCAGCUGGAGCACUUCUUUGGCGGGCCGGCGUCGCUGGGAGCGAGGCUUGAGCGGCACUACACGCUGCAGCUGCUGCAGGCGCUGUACAAGGGGGUGCUGUGGGCGCUGGGAGCGGCGGUGCAGCGGAGUGUGUUGUCGCUGGCGGACGUGCAGGGGGCGCCGCUGGGGCUGUCUGCGUGGCAGCUGGAGCACUUCUUUGGCGGGCCGGCGUCGCUGGGAGCGAGGCUGGAGCGGCACUACACGCUGCAGCUGCUGCAGGCGCUGUACAAGGUAAGACCAGUGCUCUACAAGGUGGUGGGGUCAGCGGACUUCCUGGGCAACCCGGUGGGGCUGCUCUCGUCCCUCUCUGCCAGCCUCUGGGACCUGCUCGCCUCGCCCACCCACACACUGCUCAUGCGCCGGAGCCCGGCAGGGUUCGCCAAGGGGGUGUGGGCGGGGUGGACGAGCCUGCUGCGUACCACCCUCUUCGCCCUCUCGCACUCCGCCUCCCGCAUGUCCCAUGCUGCUUCCAAGGGAAUGGCAUCGCUGGCAUGGGACGAGGAGAACGAGGAUGGCAUGGAGCGGGCGGGGCAGGCAUGGGCCCCUCACGCCUCAGACGAAGCCUCCUUCUUCGCCUCACUUAUACAGGGCGUGACAGGCCUCUUGGACCGUCCAAUCAGGGGGUGGGAGAGGGGCGGUCUCCCUGGCCUUGCAUCCGGCCUGACACAGGGAGUGUUGGGAGUGGUGGCGCGACCAGCAGCAUCAGCACUGGCGCUGGCAGCAGCGACAGCAGAGAGCAUCCGCAACGUGGCCCGUCCACCCGGCCCCUCCCAGGCUCUGCACCCGCUGCGCCUGCCAAGGCAGCUGAGCCCUGGGCGCCCCCUCGCCCCCUACUGCCACUCCCAAGCAGCUGCCCAAGCUGCCUUGGCCGAGGGUGCAGGAGGGGCGUGGCGCGAUGAGGAUGCCCUGGCUUGCUUCCAAGUGGUCCCUGCACCGCCAGCACCAGCGUCAGCAGCAACAUUAGUACCAGUAUUGCCUGGCAUGUCAGUGACACCAGAAGAGGCAUUCGUUAUAGUCACACCGUCACACAUGCUGCACGUGUGGAGGGUGGCAGCAACAGGCCGGCACAGCAGGAGCCAAAGAGCCAGCCAAUGGCAGGUGGCAUGGGCUGUGCCUCUGAGGGACGUGAUUGGCUGCUGCAGCAUGCAGCCCGUUGACUCACAUGUGCUGCAUGGGAGUGAGGACACAGCAGAUGCGAAUGAGCAUACAGCACUUGGGAGUGCAACAGAGGCAGCAGGUGCAGCAGAAGCAGAGGGCAAGGCAGCAGGCCAUGCCUCAUCACCACAUCGUGCUGCCUCCAUCGCUCCUGCCACUGAUGCUCUCCUCCCACCUUCUCCUGCUGCAAUUGAAGCUCAACCCCUGUUGUCGCCCACCCCACUGCUGCCUGCCACUGUGGAAGGAGGGCCAAGUGAGGGUCACUCUGCAAGUGUGGACGCCACUAAAGCGUCAACAGUUGUUGGAAAGGCGGCGCAGCUCAUCAUGUCCCGAGGCCAUCUGCUCUUCCCGCAGGCGCGCCGUGCGGCCGCCGCGGCGUGCAGGGUGGACGCGCUGGUUCCCGCAGCAGCAGCAGCGCCGCGCAGCAGCGGACGCCUUUUCAGCUCCUCGAGCUCCGCGCCGCCCGCGGACGGCGAGGCGCCGAAGCAGGAGCUGACGCCGGUGCAGGCGGAGUGGGCGAAGCGCGCGUCCAAGGAGAUCAAGGGCGGGGAUGCAUUCGAGGAUCUCAAGACGCUCUCGCCCGAGGGCAUCUGGAUCAAGCCCGUCUAUUCCUACUCCGACGUGCCCGAGGAGUCGAAGGCCGAGAUGCCGGGCGUCUUCCCCUUCUCGCGCGGCCCCUACGCCACCAUGUACACGCAGCGCCCCUGGACCAUUCGCCAAUACGCCGGCUUCAGCACGGCGGAGGAGUCGAACGCGUUCUACCGGCGGAAUCUGGAGGCGGGGCAGAAGGGGCUGUCCGUGGCCUUCGACCUCGCCACGCACCGCGGGUACGACUCGGACCACCCCCGCGUGGUGGGAGACGUGGGCAUGGCGGGCGUGGCGGUGGACAGCGUGGAGGACAUGAAGGUGCUCUUCGGCGGCAUCCCGCUCGACAAGAUGUCCGUCUCCAUGACCAUGAACGGGGCCGUGCUGCCGGUGAUGGCGUUUUUCAUUGUCGCUGCACAGGAGCAGGGUGUGGACCUGGCCAAGGUGGCGGGCACGAUUCAGAACGACAUACUGAAGGAGUACAUGGUGCGCAACACCUACAUCUACCCGCCCGCGCCGUCCAUGCGCGUGGUGGGCGACAUCAUGGCGUACACGUCCCGCCUCAUGCCCAAGUUCAACUCCAUCUCCAUCUCUGGCUACCACAUGCAGGAGGCGGGCGCUGACUGUGCGGUGGAGAUGGCAUUCACCAUCGCUGACGGGUUGGAGUACAUUCGGUGCGGCAUGGAGUCCGGUGUGGGCGUGGAUGACCUAGCUCCGCGCUUCUCCUUCUUCUGGGCCAUUGGCAUGAACUUCUACAUGGAGAUCGCCAAGAUGCGGGCAGCACGACGUGUGUGGGCCAAGCUCGUCAAGGAGAAGUUCAACCCCAAGAACUCCAAGUCGCUCGUCCUCCGGACGCACAGUCAGACAUCCGGCUACUCCCUAACCGAGCAGGACCCAUACAACAACGUCAUCCGCACCACAGUCGAAGCCAUGGCAGCAGUCCUAGGCGGCACCCAGUCCCUCCACACCAACGCCUUCGAUGAGGCCCUCGCUCUGCCCUCCGAGAUGAGCGCACGCAUCGCCCGCAACACACAGCUGAUUCUCCAGGAAGAGACCGGGAUCACCAAUGUGGCGGAUCCCUGGGGCGGGUCGUACAUGAUGGAGGCGCUGACUGCGGAUCUGGAGAGGCAGGCGCUGGUGAUCAUAGAGGAGGUGGAGGCGGCUGGUGGCAUGACCAAGGCUAUCAUGUCUGGCAUGCCUAAGAGGAAGAUCGAAGAGUGCUCUGCUCGCAAACAGGCACGAGUGGACAGCGGGCUGGACGUGGUGGUGGGGGUGAACAAGUACCGACUCAAGGAGGAGGAGGGCGUGGAGCUGAGGCACAUUGACAAUGCCGCUGUGCUCAAGAGCCAAGUGAAACGCCUUGGGGAGCUACGCGCCUCGCGUGACAAUGACAAGGUGAAGGCGGCACUGGCAGCGCUAACAGCAGCGGCGAAGAGCACGGAGAGAGGCGAGGGGUGCAACCUGCUGGCUCUCGCAGUGGAGGCGGCGCGAGUGCGGUGCACACUGGGAGAGAUCAGUGACGCGCUCGAGGCUGAAUGGGGGCGCCACGUUGCCGACUCCACCAUCUCCACUGGCGCCUACAGGGGCGAGUACGGGCGCGCCACAGGAGGCCAGGACACGGAGGAACUCGCAGCAGUGAAAGCAGCCGUGGAGGCCUUUGAAAAGAGCACCGGGCGGCGCCCGCGUGUGCUCAUCGCCAAGAUGGGGCAAGACGGGCACGACCGCGGCGCCAAGGUCGUAGCCACCGGCCUGGCAGACCUGGGAUUCGACAUUGACAUCGGGCCUCUCUUCCAGACGCCUGCAGAGGUGGCGCGGCACGCCAUGGAAGCCGAUGUGCACGUGGUGGGUGUGAGCUCGCAAGCUGCUGGGCACAAGACGUUGGUGCCGCAGCUGCUGGAUGAGUUGAAGGCGCAGGGGAUGGAGCGGGUGCUGGUGAUUGCGGGGGGCGUGAUUCCCCCGGAUGAUUAUCAGUUCCUGUUUGACAAGGGCGUCGGGGCUAUCUUUGGCCCGGGGACCCGCAUUCCCAAGUGCGCGCUGGAGAUCUUGGAGAAGAUUAAGCCGGAGGCUUAA
Molecule: messenger RNA, 17062 nt
Organism: Closterium sp. Naga37s-1
Lineage: Eukaryota; Viridiplantae; Streptophyta; Zygnematophyceae; Desmidiales; Closteriaceae
Source: the annotation of a GenBank genome assembly